Molecule: messenger RNA, 2004 nt
Organism: Otolemur garnettii (small-eared galago)
Lineage: Eukaryota; Metazoa; Chordata; Mammalia; Primates; Galagidae
Gene: SLC68A1
Product: major facilitator superfamily domain containing 13A
Exons: 9
Coding region: 381-1934 (517 amino acids)
Source: RefSeq, a predicted model, not a curated record
UGCCCUACUCACUGAGCCACAGGUGUGAGCCACUGUGCCCUGCCCCAGGGUUGUCUUUUUCUCUGUGACUUCCAUAGCCAAGGUGAACAACAGUGCUAGGGGCACAUUGGAGACUGGGGAUGAUGGUUGUCCUAUGGCUGCUACAGCUGUUGUUCCCUAGGACCGUUGAAACCCAUAUUGGCCAGGUAGAAGCAAAUUGACCCAUCAGGUAUUAAGGGAGCACCUACUGCAUGGAGAAGGCGCCUGGUGGAAGCAGGGCUGACCUGGCCCUGGCCUUGUGGAGCUUGUGAGCUGGAGGAAGGGACAACUAUGGCAAGACUGCCUGUGGCCAUGAGUCCUCAGUGCUCCUGGGGCUGAGGCUGAGGGUGGGGCUGGCAGCCAUGGGGCUGGGAUGGCUCCAGGCCUGGUUGUUGGGCCUUCCCACAGCUGUGGUCUAUGGCUCCCUGGCCCUCUUCACCUCGAUCCUGCACAAUGUGUUCCUGCUCUACUAUGUGGACACCUUUGUCUCAGUGUAUAAGAUCAACAAAACAGCCUUCUGGGUUGGAGAGACGGUGUUUCUCCUCUGGAAUAGCCUCAAUGACCCCCUCUUCGGCUGGCUCAGUGACCGCCAGUUCCUCAGCUCCCAGCCCCGGUCGGGUGCUGGGCUCUCCUCGAGGGCCGUGGUGCUGGCCCGGGUGCGGGCGCUGAGUUGGCACGGGCCGUUGCUGGCGCUGUCGUUCCUGGCAUUCUGGGUGCCCUGGGCCCCAGCUGGCCUGCAGUUCUUGCUGUGCCUGUGCCUAUAUGAUGGCUUCCUGACGCUUGUGGACUUGCACCACCAUGCCUUGCUGGCUGACCUGGCCCUCUCAGCCCAUGAUCGCACCCAUCUCAACUUCUGCUGCUCCCUCUUCAGUGCGGCUGGCUCACUAUCUGUCUUUGCCUCCUACGCCUUUUGGAACAAAGAGGAUUUCUCCUCCUUCCGCGCCUUCUGUGUGACAGUGGCUGCUGGCUCUGGUCUAGGCUUUCUGGGGGCCACCCAACUGCUGAGGCGGCGGCUUCAGGUGGCCAGAAGGGAGCCAGGGUGCUCAGCAUUGGCUGUGGAUGGUGGCCUGUGUGGAGAGGAGCUGCCUGUGGGCAGUGAGGAAGUGGGCAGCAUCACCUUGGGCCAAUACCUCCGGCAGCUGGCACGCCACCGGAACUUCCUGUGGUUCGUGGGCAUGGACCUGGUGCAGGUCUUCCACUGCCAUUUCAACAGCAACUUCUUCCCCCUCUUCUUGGAGCACCUGUUGUCAGACCACAUCUCCCUCUCCACGGGCUCCAUCUUGUUGGGCAUCUCCUAUGUCGCUCCCCAUCUCAACAACCUCUACUUCCUGCCUCUGUGCCGACGCUGGGGCGUCUAUACUGUGGUGCGGGGGCUCUUCCUGCUCAAGCUGGGCCUUAGCCUGCUCAUGCUGCUCGCUGGCCCGGACCACCUCGGCUUGCUCUGCAUCUUCAUUGCCAGCAACCGUGUCUUCACUGAGGGCACCUGUAAGCUGCUGACCUUGGUGGUCACUGACCUGGUGGACGAGGACCUGGUACUGAACCACCGUAAGCAGGCGGCCUCGGCGCUCCUCUUUGGCAUGGUUGCCCUCGUGACGAAGCCAGGCCAGACCUUUGCCCCAUUGCUGGGCACCUGGCUGCUCUGCUUCUAUACAGGUCAUGAUCUUUUCCAGCAGCCCCCCAUGACCCCUGUAGGGAGUGCCCAGCCCUGGCCAGAACCCCCAGCCCCCGCUCCUGCACAGGCCCCGACGAUCCGCCAGGGCUGCUUCUAUCUGCUGGUGCUGGUACCCAUCACCUGUGCUCUGCUGCAGCUCUUCACCUGGUCCCAGUUCACACUGCACGGAAGACGCCUGCACAUAGUCAAGGCCCAGCGCCAGAACUUGUUACAGGCCCAAACCUUGGACAUUAAGAUGGUGUGAGCAGGCCAGGCAAGGUGGCUCACGCCUGUAAUCCUAGUACUCUGGGGGGAAGGUGGGUGGAUUGCCUGAG